Microdochium trichocladiopsis is the source of this 1499-nucleotide messenger RNA. RefSeq names its product dimethyladenosine transferase. Gene Ontology annotation, cellular component: mitochondrial matrix. Gene Ontology annotation, biological process: rRNA methylation. The coding region runs from base 99 to 1280 and encodes 393 amino acids. The transcript has a single exon. NCBI's taxonomy places the organism in Eukaryota, Fungi, Ascomycota, Sordariomycetes, Xylariales, Microdochiaceae. Gene Ontology annotation, molecular function: rRNA (adenine-N6,N6-)-dimethyltransferase activity. The record is from RefSeq and is a predicted model, not a curated record.
CCACGAUUUCACCGGAUAAUCCGUCGUCGACGUUCUUGUCGCCCACGACGCUGCGCACGACACCUUUUUGGCUUUCAGACAACUGGAUACACGAAAUUAUGGGGAAAGCCAAGACACAAAAGCGCAAUGGUGGCGGCGCGAGCGGGCCAUACGACCGGGCCUCGAAACAGCAGGCCGCCACCGCUGCUGCCAAUGUCUUCAAGUUCAGCAAGGACUUUGGCCAGCACAUCCUGAAGAACCCCGGUAUCGCGGAGCAGAUUGUCCAGAAGUCAUUCCUCAAGCCGACCGACACCGUCCUCGAAGUCGGCCCCGGUACCGGCAACUUGACGGUCAAGAUCCUCGAGCACGCCAAGAAGGUCAUCGCCGUGGAGAUGGACCCCCGCAUGGCCGCCGAAGUGACGAAGCGUGUCCAGGGCAAGCCCGAGCAGCGCAGGCUCGAGGUCCUGCUCGGAGAUGUCAUCAAGACGACCCUCCCUCCGUUCGAUGUCUGCAUCUCCAACACACCUUACCAGAUCUCGUCGCCCCUCGUCUUCAAGCUCCUCUCGAUGCCGAACCCCCCGCGCACAUGCGUGCUCAUGUUCCAACGCGAGUUUGCGCUGCGUCUGACGGCCCGGCCCGGCGACGCCCUCUACUGCCGACUCUCCGUCAAUGCGCAGUUCUGGGCCAAGUGCACACACAUCAUGAAGGUCGGCAAGAACAACUUUCGCCCCCCGCCGCAGGUCGAGUCGUCCGUCGUGCGGAUAGAGCCCAAGAUAGGGUCGGAGAAGCCGAACAUUAGCUUUGUGGAGUGGGACGGCCUGCUGCGCGUGUGCUUCAACCGCCGCAACAAGACGCUGCGCGCGAGCUGGCUCGGCAACAAGGAGGUGCUGAGCAUGAUCGAGAAAAACUACCGGACGUGGUGUGCGACAAACGACAUCCCUAUUGACGACACCAUCGCCGAAGACGAUAAUGAGGACGAGGACAUGGAUGAGAAUGCGCCGCCCAGCGCCGGCGACGAAGGUCAGGAUUGGGUUGGUGGUGGCGGCGGCUCGAUGGAUGUGGACGACGACGACGACGAUACGCCAUCAUUCUUCAAGGAGAGCAAGGCGGCGGGUAGUGAUGUGCCCAAGACCAAGUCGAAGUACAAAAAGACCAAGGUCGCUCUGCUUGUCAAGGAGAAGGUCCGCAAGGUACUCGAGGAUGUGACGCAGCUGGCUGAUCAGCGGUCUGGAAAGUGUGAUGAGAACGACUUCCUUCGCCUACUGUUCGCCUUCAACGAGGAGGGCAUCCACUUCUCCUAGACUGCAUCAGACGGGGACCCUUGUGGUUCUGCAUUUUCUCAUCACGAACAUCAUGUAGCGGGCGUUUUCCUUUUUGGCGGAUGGUCACUUUUGACCGUCCAUUCUGAUAAUACACCUGGAUUGGAGUUGGGGGCGUUCAGAAGGCACGGAAAAGUUAGAAGGCUCACCGAGACAGAUCAUCAUGUUCAAAUCAAUUCUGACCAAUAUUCCGAAGCAAGU